AGAGCUUUGCGUCAGACGGAAAGGGAAAUAAUUACAGCAGUUACUUUUUUUUAUGUUUGCUUAAAAUUAAAAGUCGUGUCAUCAAUGUCGACAUAUUACAACAUUUGACUGAGCUCAAGGCAUGAACUGUGACUGCUUGUUCCUGCAACGAGACGGAUAUUUGAGAAAAGUGAGCCAACUCCCCUGCAGGAAAUGAAUACUUCAUGGCAUUUCUGAAACUCAACACUGAUUGGUCAGACAACCUCUGAUGUAGGGGCUGAGCACAUUUUCUCCUGGCUGAGAAGACUGUUUUGGGAUUUUUACAGCCCAAAAAAAAGCCCCCUUUAAAUGCCCCAAUUCGCAUCCGUAUGCAACAACACUCUCUGGGUUCUGCUCUUUCGAUCAGCAUGACUUAUUCAUUGGGGAUUCUGCUCUGUGUUGGACUUCUGCACCAGACUGCGAGGGCCGUCCGUAUGGAUAAACUAGCAGACAACAAGAUAUGUGGAGAUGCAGAAUGCUCAUAUGUUCUCUCCAUGGCCAGAGCCUUGGGUGACUUCACAGCCCCUGACUGCAGAUUCAUCAACAUCAAGACGGGUCAAAUGGUCUAUGUGUAUUCCAAACUCAUUCCAGAAGAGGGCGCCGGAGUCUUCUGGUCUGGCAGCGUUUACAGUGAGCGGUAUGUGCACCAGAUGGGCAUCAUUGGAUACUUUCCUGCAACUAUGGUGAAGGAGACACAGAAGUUUACGGAAGACAAAGUUAAGAUUCCCACAACUAAUAUGGACUUCUACUGUGAAUAGGAUGUGCCAAACUGAAGCUUCUUUCUUCUCAAGUCUUGCAGUUAGUGGCUUUUAUAAAGGAGAGUAUUCUCAAGCCCGGGUUUCACACCAUGUCCCAGUACAUCCGGUGGUGUGGUCUCCAACUGGAACGAAAACCUGGACACUCUCAAGCCCUCCGUAGACCCACAGUCUGACUGUCUUUGCUUUGUCUUAACAAUACACUUAUUAUUAAGACACAAUAAACUCUUUUUUCAUGCAUGUCAA
Cyclopterus lumpus (lumpfish) is the source of this 1019-nucleotide messenger RNA. RefSeq names its product otoraplin-like. The transcript has 5 exons. Bases 348 to 776 code for a protein of 142 amino acids. The record is from RefSeq and is a predicted model, not a curated record. NCBI's taxonomy places the organism in Eukaryota, Metazoa, Chordata, Actinopteri, Perciformes, Cyclopteridae. Gene Ontology annotation, biological process: cartilage condensation. Gene Ontology annotation, molecular function: protein binding.